CCAGAGCUCGGACAUUGUCACAGCAGCCGGGUCUCAUUCCGAGUGCACAAGCUGAAACACUUAGCUCCAUAGCUCUAUCAGCAUCUUCGAUAGACAUAUCAGAUCAUCAUCAUCACCCUUCGUUAUACGAACGUCAUCCGGAAAAUCGACGUGGCUUGCUGAAAAGGUCGUCAGACGAGCGCGACUCGAGCUUUGAGCUUUUCAGAUGGCUACCACUCCGAUCCCUGCCUCUUCACGGACGGUAGCCAACCAUCAAACUUCACCAGUAACGACAAUAAUACCGCCGAGGACGCCCACGCCUACUUCCACAUUCACAUCUACGGUUCCCCCACAGGAAAUCAAGAGGAUUCAGCUGUCGGCCCCUACCGAUAUUUCUCUCCCAAGUCCAGGACCUAGUCGGACGAACUCGACGUUCCCCCCGAAUCUACCUACUCCCCCGGCUUCGUCGAGUAGCAAACCUCUAAGCAACCCGAGUAACAGCAAUGGUAAUGCCAACGCAACACCAUCCACACCACAGCCGCGCCGAGGUGUCAAGCUAGAUCAGGUCGCCGAGAGACAGGCGAAUGCGGGAGGACCGUCUGGAGCACCGGCAGGGUUGAGUGCGAAGGCUUUGGGAAAACGUAAACGGACGGUGGAGGAGGAAGAGAUUAUCCACAGCGCUGGUCAAGUUUUCAAGGACAAUAUCGACCGGGACACCUCCUAUUUCACAUCCGACUACCUCCCCGUGCACCCAUUCGAAUCCGGUCGAGAUAUCGUGGACAGAUUGUUGCCCUUUCAUCUGUGGCAGAUACACGAUCAGGAUCUGGAUUGUCGACCGAAAGAUGCUAAACGGCGGAUGACGGAGCGGGUGGGCGUGGAAAAGCUCGUAACACGGCAUAUCUCAUUGAUGGAACGCUUGAGAAAGGCUCAAGUGCGGCAAGAUAAUGUCACUGACGGGGUCGACUUGAUACAAAUCUCGCAAGCUGUCGUCCAAACGAUGACAGACACGAGGAACCAGCUGCAAUCUCAACUACGUGACGUGAGAGCGGAGAACGACCGGUUGACGUACGAGAACCGACGCAAGGAAGAAGCUAGGAGAGCGGCGAUGAUCGCUGCGGGGGAGAAACCGUUACCGAGGACAGGGCCGGGGAGACCACCAGGAUCGGGUACAGGGACAGGAAUGGGAAUAGGGACGCCGACGAUGAGUAGGACGGCGAGUACGCAUACGAAUGGGGCGAGUACGCCCGGGACACCAAGUGCAAACAAGGGGUCGGGAAUGGGAGUACCUGCGGGUCAGCUUGAGGUGCCGCCAAGCCCUAUUGCGGUUACCGUGCCAUUUAAUUUGCGGGCCGACCUGAUUCGGCUCGAGAUCAUCACCAGCAACAAUGGGAAGAGUCAACCCCCGGGCAGGGUCGUCAAGAAGACGGACGACGGGACAGGUCUCAUGUUAUCAGUAUACCCAGCAGCGCUCAACCCUACCCAGCUCAACUUUCUGGCUGGCGUACUCACACGUCAACAACAACAGGUCCGGAAAGCGGCCGCCUCCCCUUCAAUACCUUCGUCACCAGCAACAUCAGCAUCGUCGCCUAAGACAGUCGACACUUCGUAAUCAUACUUUCCAUCCUGCUUGCAUCAUGUCACGAAUCCGCUUAAAUAUUUCGCAUUCGCCUCGCCGGAGGCGACCGGUUUGUCCAGAACAACCAUUGUACCGGCUAGAUGUUGUCGC
This is a messenger RNA of Filobasidium floriforme, 1705 nucleotides long. RefSeq lists its product as uncharacterized. The transcript is spliced from 6 exons. NCBI's taxonomy places the organism in Eukaryota, Fungi, Basidiomycota, Tremellomycetes, Filobasidiales, Filobasidiaceae. The coding region runs from base 206 to 1588 and encodes 460 amino acids. The record is from RefSeq and is a predicted model, not a curated record.